AUGAGUAAUAAAUUAAAAACUAAAAUAAAAUCUAUUAAAAAUGAAUUAAAAACCUCAUCAUCAUCAAUAUCAAUUAAUCUACAUCAUAAUAAUAAUAAUAACUCAAACAGUAAUAUACAUAAUAUGAAAAAAUCAAAUUCAACAAAUACUUCACCAUUUUUCCAACAAACUUCAUCAUUUGAAUCUAUUGCAACUACAACUUAUCAAUAUCAAUCACAACAACAUUCACAACAACAACAGCAACCACAUUUCCAUUCAAUGUAUAGAACUAGAUCAUUAUCAUUACCAUUAACUAAAACCAAGAAACAUCAACAACAACAACAUUUACAACAAUUAGAAGAAUCCAAAUUUCAAUUAUUUGAUAGUUACUCCUCAUCACAAUCUUCAUCAUCAUCAUCACAUUUUGAUUCAAGUGAUAUGAAUUUAAAUUUAAAUGCUAAUACUUCUAAUACUACUUCAACUUCAGAACCAACAAAAGAAUGUUAUAUUCCACCAUUAGUUGAUAUAAAUCAUGAUUAUAUUCAUCAUAACAAUAAUCAAAAUCAACAACAACAAACAAUGUCAAGUAGUUUACAUUCAACUAAAAAUUCAAUUCAUUCAAUAAAUUCAAUAAAUUCUUCAAUUAAUGGAAAUGAUAUACAAUUUGAAAACAAUUCUUACUCAAUAAUUCCAAAACCUUAUGAUAACGAAAAUAAUAAUAAUAAUGACGAUGAAAUUAUUGAUGAUGAUAAAUUAGCUAAUAAUAUAUUAAAUGUUAUAAAUAAAAGAGAAAUUGAUUGGAGUAUUUGA
Messenger RNA from Lodderomyces pseudojiufengensis, 789 nucleotides. RefSeq lists its product as uncharacterized. The transcript has a single exon. The record is from RefSeq and is a predicted model, not a curated record. NCBI's taxonomy places the organism in Eukaryota, Fungi, Ascomycota, Pichiomycetes, Serinales, Debaryomycetaceae. Bases 1 to 789 code for a protein of 262 amino acids.